AUGGGAAUUAGACAUCUUCAUCAACUUCUUGAGGAAUUUGCAUCGUCAUCUAUCAAAUCAUAUGAUAUUGAUCAUUAUUUUGGACGAAAAGUAGCAAUUGAUGCUUCUAUGAGUAUUUACCAGUUUUUAGUUGCAGUUCGUCAAAGAGAUGGACAACAAUUAAUGAAUAAAACAGGAGAAACAACAAGCCAUUUAAUGGGGAUCUUUUAUAGAACAUUAAGGAUGUGUGAUAAUGGUAUCAGACCAUGUUAUGUCUUUGAUGGAACUCCACCUAAAUUGAAAAGUGGCGAGCUUGCAAAACGCUCAGAAAGAAGAGAAAAGGCAGCCAAAUCAUAUCUAGAAGCAAAAGAAGCGGAUUCUAUAGAAGAUAUGAACAAAUUUAGCAGAAGAACAGUACGUAUGACUCGGGAACAUAACGAAGAAUGCAAAAAGUUAUUAAAGCUAAUGGGCAUACCAUAUGUUGACGCACCUUGUGAAGCAGAAGCACAAUGUGCGGCUCUUGCUAAAGCUGGAAAGGUCUACGCUGCUGCAUCUGAGGAUAUGGAUAUACUUUGUUUUUCUACACCUAUAUUACUUCGACAUUUGACUUUUAGUGAACAAAAAAAAGAACCUAUAACAGAAGUUAAUUUAGAAAAAGCAUUAAAAGAGCUAAAUAUGCCACUAGAACAAUUUGUAGAUCUUUGUAUUCUUUUAGGAUGUGAUUAUUGUGAACCAAUUAAAGGAAUUGGUCCAAAAAGAGCGCUCGAGUUAAUUAGAGAAUAUAAAUCUUUAGAUGCAUUUAUAAAUUUUGCUGACAAAUCUAAAUAUCACAUACCCGAAAAUUGGCCAUAUAAAGAUGCAAGAGAACUGUUCUUAAAACCAGAUAUCACUGACCCAGAAACUUUUGAAUUAAAAUGGGAAAGCCCGGAUGCAGAAGGCCUUUUAGAUUUCUUAGUCAAAGAAAAAGGAUUUAGUGAAGAAAGAGUAAAUAAUGGUAUUGUACGAUUAGAAAAGACAUUAAAAUCAGCCCAGCAAAUACGUUUAGAUGGUUUUUUUAAGGCAAAUAAAUUUUAUAAUUUCUUUUAA
Messenger RNA from Pneumocystis jirovecii RU7, 1065 nucleotides. RefSeq names its product multifunctional nuclease RAD27. The transcript has 8 exons. Gene Ontology annotation, cellular component: nucleus; cytoplasm. Lineage: Eukaryota; Fungi; Ascomycota; Pneumocystomycetes; Pneumocystales; Pneumocystaceae. Gene Ontology annotation, molecular function: DNA binding; 5'-3' exonuclease activity; 5'-flap endonuclease activity. Bases 1 to 1065 code for a protein of 354 amino acids. The record is from RefSeq and is a predicted model, not a curated record.